UUUAUCACCGCUUUACAAAGCUCGAGCAUGUGUCCCGAAAUAAUUUUUAUAUUAAGUGGGAAAAGGAAAUCGGGAAAGGACUAUGUCGCUAGCUUGAUGGUUCAGAAAUUAACUGCUAUGAGAUGUGGGAUUAUGCGUUUGUCAAGUCCUAUAAAGUUUCAAUAUGCUAAAGAAAACAAACUACUGUAUGAAAAAUUGAAUGAUUCUUCAGAAUAUAAAGAGAAGUACCGAACUGAGAUGAUAAAAUUUGGAGAGGAAAAGAGAAAUAUUGACCCAGGUUAUUUCUGCAAGUUAGCUACAUCUGAAGAAUACGGAAUUGAGUGUAAGAAACCUAUCUGGAUUAUUAGUGAUGCUCGUAGACAAACUGAUUUAGACUACUUCUUGCAGAAAUAUACAGAUCGAGUGCAAACUGUUCGAAUUACUGCCACUGAAGACAUAAGAAAAGAAAGAGGAUAUAUAUUUACAAAAGGUGUCGAUGAUGCUGCCUCGGAAUGUAGUCUGGAUGUUGUGGAACAUUGGGACUUUAUAAUUGAUAACUGUGGAGACAGUAACCAACUUAAUUCUCAAAUUGAUAAAAUGAUUGCUACAGCUUAUGAGAAACUCAAAUAAACCAAUUUUGUUUCUUGGAUUUAUAUCUCUGAGAGAUUCUUUUUUAGAACAGCAACCAGGAAACAGAUAAAAGCUAUAAAUAACAGCAUGUAAAUAUUAGGUUUAAAAAAAAUUUUAUAUACAGGGUGAUACAUAUACAGGUCUCCAUACAUAGGAAAAAUUUAUUUUUUUAUAAGUAAGUGUAUACGAUCCCCUAGAUUCCCUGAUCUGACCCCUCUUGAUUUCUAUCUUUGGGGGCAUUUGAAAGGCAUGGUGUAUCAUGGAAAAAUAAAAGACAUAAAUCAUUUGAAGGAACACAUCACUAACUCAUUUGCUCACGUAUCACCAGAUGUACUAUUAUGAGUUCACAAUGAGUGGAGUAAACGUAUUGCAAUGUGUAUUCAAAACAAUGGUAACCAUACAGAAUAGAGCCUGUUAAAUAAAAAAAAAAACUGUUCUUAUAAACUGUUUCUUAUAAAAAAAUAAAUUGUUCCUAUGUAUGGCGACUUUUGAAUCACCCUGUAUAUAUACAUAUCAUGUGUUUAUGACUUCUUUAGAGGCUAAAUCUAAAACUUUAUUACUAUUUUUUUACAACUACAAUAAAUAAUGAUAACAACAACAACAACAACAGUAAUGUUUUUUUAUUAACCACAAAGCCUGACAAAACGUUUGAGGAUGGUAUAGGACAAUACAGUGUGAUAUUACAUUAAAAUGUGUAAUCAAGAGAAACAUGAAAAAAAGAACUAUUGUAUUGCAUAUCACUUCCUAGUUGUUUUUUUAACUAUUUCAUUUCACUAACAUCACUAAUCCUCUUAAAAAAGACUGAAAAAAUUGCUAGUCAUCCUAAAGUUCUCUCUGUUAUUUUCUGUAUUAGUAGAACUUAUACAAAUUUAAUUGUUAUUCACCACUAAAGGUAACAGUGAACAAUUUAAUUUAAGCAGCAGUUUUUUUUCAUAAGAAUAUCUUUUAUGAUAUAUUUGGACACUUUCAUGUAAUAAAACAUUCUUGGAUA
Octopus bimaculoides (California two-spot octopus) is the source of this 1600-nucleotide messenger RNA. Its product is annotated as phosphomevalonate kinase. NCBI's taxonomy places the organism in Eukaryota, Metazoa, Mollusca, Cephalopoda, Octopoda, Octopodidae. Gene Ontology annotation, molecular function: phosphomevalonate kinase activity. The record is from RefSeq and is a predicted model, not a curated record. Gene Ontology annotation, cellular component: cytoplasm. Gene Ontology annotation, biological process: isopentenyl diphosphate biosynthetic process, mevalonate pathway; cholesterol biosynthetic process.